This is a messenger RNA of Asparagus officinalis (garden asparagus), 1837 nucleotides long. RefSeq names its product subtilisin-like protease SBT1.7. NCBI's taxonomy places the organism in Eukaryota, Viridiplantae, Streptophyta, Magnoliopsida, Asparagales, Asparagaceae. Gene Ontology annotation, biological process: proteolysis. Gene Ontology annotation, molecular function: serine-type endopeptidase activity. The transcript has 2 exons. The coding region runs from base 1 to 1671 and encodes 556 amino acids. The record is from RefSeq and is a predicted model, not a curated record.
AUGCCGAACCCUCCAACCAAAUGGCGCGGGUGUUGUCAACUUCAAAACACAUUUUGCAACAGAUUUAAACCAUCCUUUUGCAACAACAAACUCCUCGGUGCUAGGCUAUCCGGUUUACCUGGGUCUCCAUUGGACGACCAGGGCCAUGGGACCCACUGUGCUGGCAUUGCGGCAGGAGUUGAGGUUUACGAUGCUAACGUCCUUGGCCAAGGUAGGGGGACCGCGGUUGGCAUGGCACCUAAAGCUCACUUAGCGUCUUACAAGACAUGUACACCAAGCGGGUGUAGUGACUGGCGGGUGCUGGCCGGCGUUGAUGAGGCCAUUGAAGAUGGAGUAGAUGUGCUAUCAAUGUCCAUCGUUGGCGGUUUUGUGAAUUUCUAUGCUGACGGUGUCAUUAGAGGCUCCUUUGUCGCAAUGGAGAAAGGUAUCUUAACUAGUGCUUGUGCUGGGAAUGAUGGGAGAAUACCGUUCUCCAUAUCCAACGAUGCACCGUGGGUCAUGACGGUUGGAGCCAGCACCACUGAUCGAGUGAUGAGGGUGCUUGUUGAACUUGGUAACGGGAUGAAGUUGUAUGGGGAGUCUGCUUACCAACCGAAGGGUUACAACUCACCGUGGCUACCUAUAGCCUACCCGGGUAUUAUAGAUACCGAUGCAAAAUUGUCAUGCAUGAAAGGGUCCUUGGAUGAUGAGAAUGUGAAAGGAAUGAUGGCCCACGUCCUUCCCGCCGCUCACUUAAGCCACGUCGACUCCCUAAAGAUCGUCAAUUAUGCCAAAACCGAAGCAAAUCCUAAAGCACGGUUAGUUUUCCAAGGCACGCAGUUUCACAAGCGGCGGGCACCCGCGGUGACCGACUUUUCUUCUAGAGGGCCAAGCACGAUAAACGGCGGAAUACUGAAGCCGGAUAUCAUCGGCCCUGGUUCAGACAUUCUAUCGGGUUGGGCUUUUGACGUCGGGCCUGACUCUUCCGCCCCUUCAGAGUCCGCAUUCAAUUUUGCGAGCGGUUGUUCGAUGGCAACACCUCAUCUUGCUGGAAUCGCAGCGCUGAUCAAAAGCAUCCAUAACGAUUGGUCGCCGGCUGCUAUUAAAUCGGCAAUCAUGACUACUGCUGACGUACUAGACCGUGAUGGAUUGCCUAUUGUUGACGAGCAAUCCAACUCCCUGGAAACAGCCACUUACUUUGCGAUGGGUGCAGGUCAUGUGAAUCCCUCUAGAGCGAUGGACCCGGGACUCGUCUACGACGUCGAUCCUGAGGAUUACGUUCGCUACCUGUGCGGCUUGUACAGCAAUGCUAAUAAUAUCAAAAAAAUCAUCAAACGCGAUCCACAAUGUUAUAAACUUCAGAAAAUAACUCCGGAAGAAUUGAAUUAUCCGUCGGUCAUGGUAUCUUUAGCUUCGUCGUCUGCCAAGACGAUAAGUCGAACCGUGACGUUUGUGGAGGAGAAGGGCCCAGCGGUUUAUAAGCUAAAAGAUAGCAGUGACCCUGAAGGAACGGUCAUGGAAAUCGAGCCGAAGGAACUUCAUUUUUCAUCUCCAAAAGAAUCUAAAACUUUUACUGUGAAGUUCAGCAAGAAAGGAAGCUCCCCGAGUGAACAAUACACGCAGGGACAGUUCUCAUGGGUUUCCGGCGAGCACAUUGUCAGGAGUCCGGUUGUUGUUAAACACUCGAAUUAGUUAUCUAAUUUUCAAUAAUCUGUAUGCUGUAAGUGGUAUAAGUCAUUUACAUGCUCAUAUUCUUGUUAAACACUCGAAUUAGUUAUCUAAUUUUCAAUAAUCUGUAUGCUGUAAAUGGUAUAAGUCAGUUACAUGCUCAUAUUCGUAAAAAGUAGAGUCUAUAUAA